Molecule: messenger RNA, 961 nt
Organism: Sinocyclocheilus rhinocerous
Lineage: Eukaryota; Metazoa; Chordata; Actinopteri; Cypriniformes; Cyprinidae
Product: high mobility group protein B1-like
Exons: 4
Coding region: 1-543 (180 amino acids)
Biological process (GO): regulation of transcription by RNA polymerase II
Source: RefSeq, a predicted model, not a curated record
AUGACGUUUCGCCGACGAACAGCCAACCACACCUCUGCUCUCGUAGGGGCUAUAGUGAGCCGACAGCCAAUCACAGGCGCUCAAGACUUGGCGGUAGCCAAUAGGAUUCCUGACUGUAUACUAUCCCCGCCCAAGCAAGAUAAGCUUCGCUAUGAGAGAGAAAUGAAGAACUACAUUCCACCGAAGGGUGAGAAGCAGAGGCGAUUUAAAGAUCCCAAUGCUCCCAAGAGACCACCGUCAACAUUCUUCAUUUUCUGUGGUGACUACCGCCCUAAGAUUAAGGGGGAGAACCCAGGUCUGUCCAUCGGAGACAUUGCCAAGAAGCUUGGAGAAAUGUGGAAUAGCUCAUCGGCUGAGGUGAAGCAGCCCUAUGAGAAGAAAGCAGCAAAGCUUAAGGAGAAGUACGACAAGGAUAUUGCCCUAUACCGCACAAAGGGAAUUGCAGGCUUGUCCAAAAAAGAUGGUGGGGAGGAUGAUGAUGAGGAUGAAAAUGAAGAAGAGGAGGAGGAGGAGGAAGAAGAUGAUGAGGAGGAGGAUGAGUAGAUUAGCUACUGAUGUAGCCUAGGUUCAUGUUCAUGCCAUAAACCCAAUUGUACACGAAUCACAUCUUCAAACGUAAUACAGCAGAAGCAAGAAUUGUUAGGCUGUGUAUAUGCUACGUUUUUAAGAUUUAAGUACAGUGUUAUUCUCCUUUUGUAAAGUUAACACUAUGUGUCUUCAGUCUUCAGAUUUUUUUAAAUCUUUGUUUUCGUUAGUGGUAGUUCUUGCCAGGAACAGUUUAAGGUUUAAUUAUAUGAAUUGAACUGUUUCUCUGAAGGUGCAUAGCACAGUUAUCUGGUUUAUGUAGAUCUGUAGUGCACUAUCAUAUUAGUUUUUUUAAAUAUUUUUCGUAUUUGCCGUCAUAAGGUCCUUUAACUGUACUUUGAAUACCACUCUAAUUACAAGAAUGCAGCUUUGUUUG